CAAAUUUGUUAUUGUUUUACGCACGCGUACAAUCAUUUCAAAAUAUGGAAAAUUUUUGUUUACUCUCCCGAAAUUUGACCAUAAUUUUUCGCUUGAAAACGUUUGUAGAGUGGUAUUAUUUUCGUUUUAAAUCAACGUCCUAAACAGUAAUUGUGCUCCAGCAUGAAGUUAAACAUAGCGUACCCCGCGACUGGGUGUCAAAAGCUCUUCGAAAUCGUCGAUGACCACAAGGUGAGGAUUUUCUACGACAAACGAAUCGGUGCAGAAGUUCACGCCGAUCCCCUGGGCGAAGACUGGAAAGGUUACGUAUUUAAAAUUACGGGCGGUAACGACAAGCAGGGUUUUCCUAUGAAACAGGGAGUCUUAACUACGGGACGUGUGCGUUUAUUAUUAUCGAAAGGACACACUUGCUACCGUCCUCGUCGUGAAGGCGAACGGCGACGUAAAUCAGUGCGCGGUUGCAUUGUCGACUCAAACUUGAGCGUUCUAUCGUUAACCAUCGUUCGUAAGGGUGACGCGGAGAUAUCGGGCCUGACCGAUAAGACUAUGCCCCGUCCGUUGGGUCCGAAACGUGCGAAUAAAAUACGGAAAUUGUUCAACUUAAAUAAACAGGACGACGUACGUCAGUACGUUGUUAAACGGCCGCUGCCACCGAAGGAAGGCAAGAAGCAGAGAUUUAAAGCGCCCAAAAUACAGCGGCUCAUUACACCUCGAAACUUGCAACGCAAACGUCACAUGUUGGCGCUGAAGAAGCGACGUUGCCUGAAGCGCAAGGAGCAAUUAAAUGCGUAUAAAAAGUUACUGGCGCAGCGACACAAGGAAAUGAAGUUGAAGAAAAAGGAGUUAAAGCGGCAGCGUAGUUCGAGUUCACGUGAGAGCAAAUCUAGUGCUGGUAGUACUUAAAGGUGGCGUAGUUUGUUAAUUAAAAAUUCUAUAUUUUAGAGUAGGUAGUGGGUAAAAUUAGAAGUCCUUUUAUUGUUAUAUAAGUAUUGUUGAUCUCAACAUCCCAAAUAGUUAUUUAUGGUUUCUUAUUGUGGUGGGGUGUCAAUUUUUUGUUUAAACUAAUUCCACUGUAGUGAUAAACUGUAAUUUGUAAUAAAGUCUUUAUGCACUAGCACUCUAUGUCUGUAAUUUUGUUACUUACAUGUAGGUGCAUAUUUGUCUCUAUGUAU
Photinus pyralis (common eastern firefly) is the source of this 1172-nucleotide messenger RNA. RefSeq names its product 40S ribosomal protein S6-like. The transcript is spliced from 2 exons. Gene Ontology annotation, biological process: translation. Gene Ontology annotation, molecular function: structural constituent of ribosome. Gene Ontology annotation, cellular component: ribosome. Bases 163 to 903 code for a protein of 246 amino acids. The record is from RefSeq and is a predicted model, not a curated record. Lineage: Eukaryota; Metazoa; Arthropoda; Insecta; Coleoptera; Lampyridae.